GGGGCAUGCUCAGUGUAUCCAUACACCCUGCUGGGAUCACGUUUAGUGUAACACUGUGUGCUCUAACAACUGACUUUCCCAUCUCCAUACAAAAGAUCAACACAAGGCGUGUGAGAGAUCCCCAAGACGGUGAAUUAUCGAACUCUAAAAUGUUUAUCCACUAACUUUAAUCCAAGCUUGGGGUUCUACUUUCGAUACUUUUUUUUUUUUUUUAAAGUCAUUCAAAUUUUCCUGAGAACCGCUAUCGUUAAAACACGCUCAUCCCUGUUUACUAUACCGAUUUUACGAUUAUUUUUUGUAGUUUUUAAAUGCGUCCCCGUUGGUUAAAACUUGUGGGUGUGCUGGCUGUUCUGGUGCUGUCUGCUGUGUUUUAUGGUCAAUACUACACAUCGCUGGUACCUGGAAGCAGGUAAGGACAAGCUAUGAAAUUGCUGCCCCCUGGUUAAGGUGGUAAAAUAGAAUUCUAUAACUGGAGGGUGAUUCACACGUAUCCCCUGUUUUUGCGUGCUUUUUACCCCUUCUCCCACCGUGCUGAGGCUUAGAAUCUUGCUGUUACAUUGUUGUUUCUCCUAAUGAUCUUUGUUUACCUUUCCGAACGUUCCAUCCCCUCAUUUUUUUAUGUAAGGGUCGGCGACCAAAACCUUAUACAGUGCUUCAUGUCCUUCAAUGACCCUUACGAAAUGACACUCCUUGCAAUAUUGAAAAUUAUUGUUGUUGUUUUAAAGUACUAAUUGCUGCUGCAAAUUCCCUGUGGGAUUUUCAUGUUUGCAUGGCAUAAAUCCUUUUCUAUAUAACAGGUAAUUAAUUAUUCGUGUACUGUAUCAUUCCAAAUGACUUUCUCGGGGCUAUGCAUAAAGAGUAAUAUUGGGACAAAUGGAGUAAUCAGACGAGACCUACCAAUCUGCUGGCUUCCAUGGUAACUGCUCAACUUUUACAACUUUGCCCCAUUAUUGCUCAUUAUACCCAACUCUCUUUAUAAAUAGCUUUUUUUUUUUACAGUUCUGUAUAAAUAUUUGUGAAUAUGGAAUCUGGAAAACAAGUCAUAGCUAUUUUAAAUUGUAUUUUUGCUUUGAAGUUUUUUGUUUGACUUGCAAAUAAUCAGCAUCAUUUUAUAAAACAAAAUGAAUUUAGUUAUACCUCUUUUAGAUUAGAUUAGACUUUUGGGGGGAAUAGAUUGUACUGCAUUAUCAAAGUGAAGCAUAUGCUCUGUGAUUGUAUCUUUAUAAAACGUAGUGUAUCUAUUAUAUCCAUGUGUUUGCUGGAUUACUGCCUUUUCUAUAUUAGGGAAAUAAAAGGGGCACUUAGAGAGCAACAGUCAUUUUUAAGUAAUAGGAUUUUUGAGUCCACUACACAAUAUUCUUUGUGCUAUUUAUUCAUUUGGUUCAUUGUUUCUAUAUCUAUAAAUAUCUGUCUAUAUAUAUCCAUAUAUAAAAAAUAAAGUUUUAGUCACAAAUAUGACAUUUAAAGUCACUCAAAUUACUAUUUUCAUAAUUCUUUAGUACAGUGAAACUUACAGCGGGUUAUAACUUUUUGAUAAUUUGUGUUUGUGUGCUUGUUUGUUGUUUUUUGCUUUCUUCCUUCUUCUGAGUUUAAUCCAAUGUUCUUAAUGAAUCGCUUUACCUUAGUCACUAAAGGAAUUAUUAACCAGAUUCAACAUAUAUUUAAAAGUGCAUAAGUACAAAAAAUUUAAAAAAAUAAACAGUUGACUUUCUAGUUUAUUAAUUUGUCUUGUGAGUUUGCCAACACUGGAUCCCCAGUUUCCUUUAUCAUGACAUGAGCUGGACUCCUUUGAUUUCCCACUGAACUCAAAGUGGAAUCAAUUCUGACAAAACUCAGGAAAAAUUCAUUAUUUAUUAUGUUAUUUAUAUAUAGCGCCAACAAAUUCCGCAACGCUUUACAGUGGAUGGACGAACAAACAUGUAGUUGUAAACAGACAAGUUGGACACAUAGGAACAGAGGGGUUGUGGGCCCUGCUCAAUGAGCUUACAUGCUAGAGGGAGUGGGGUAAAGUGACACAAAAGGUAUUAGACUAAUGACAGUUACAAGAGAGGUAUCAGUCUGGAGCUAUUGAUAGUUUAAUUGAUGCACUUUUAUUCAGAAGUGGGUUUUUAAUGAUUUGUUGAAGGAGUGGAGACUGGGUGAGCAUCUAACGGAGGAGGGAAAUGAGUUCCACAGGAACGGUGCAGCCCUCGAGAAGUCUUGAAGGCAAGCAUCAGAGGUGGGAGUAGGGACAGACUAAAGAUGUAAGUCUUCAGCAGAGCGUAAGGCCCUAGACGGGACAUACUUGUGUAUUAGGGAAGAUAGAUAGGUGGUAGCAGCAUUAUGUAGAGAUUUGAAAGCAAGAACCAGAAUUUUUAAUUGAGCCCUAUAUCUUACAGGAAGCCAAUGUAGGAAUUGACAGAAGGGUGAGGCAUGGACAGGAACAUGAGCCUCGGCGCCGCAUUCAUUAUGGACUGUAAUGGUGCAAGUUGGAAGCACGUAAGACCACUGAGAAGCAGAUUACAGUAGUCAAGGCGAGAAAGGACCAGCACCUUAGUCACAUCUGGCGUGAAGUAGGGUCGUAUGCGCGCAAUGGUGUUGAGAUGGAAGCGGCAGGAUUUGGCGAUAGACUGAACGUGAGGCGUGAAGGAGAGGUCUCGGAGUCAAAGAGAACACCUAGGCAGCGAGCCUGCGUGGUGGAGCUGAUGGUAGCACCGUUGACUUGGAGGGAGACAGACACAGUAGUAGCAACACUUGAGGGAGGAAAGACCAGAAUUUAAGUUUUGGUCAAGUUGAGUUUAAGGAAGUGGGCAGCCAUCCAGUUUGAAAUAGCAGAGAGGCAGUCAGAGACACUAGUCAAUAGGGACGGGGAGAGAUCAGGAGAGGACAGAUAGAUUUGCGUGUCAUCCGCAUAGAAAUGAUAUUGGAAGCCAAAGGAGCUAAUAAGUUUACCAAGGGAGGCAGUAUAGAUAGAGAAUAGUAGGGGACCAAUGACUGAACCUUGGGGGACACCAACAGAGAGGAGUUUGGGGAGAAGAAGCAGAGCCAGAGAAAAGAGCACUGGGAGAGGUAAGAGGAGCACCAGGAGAGAGCAAUAUCUUGUAGACCGAUAUUGUGGAGGAUGAGUAGAAGCUGUUGAUGAUCAUCAGUGUCAAAAGCCGCAGAAAGGUCAACGAGAAUUAGGAUAGAGUAGUGACCAUGAGAUUUUGCAGCGAGUAGAUCAAUAGAUACUUUGGUCAGUGCCGUUUCCACAGAGUUCUUAGCACUGAAACCAGACUAAAGCAGGUCUAGCAGAGAGUUUGACUCGAGGAAGUCUAUCAAUCUCGCAUACACAACUCUUUCAAGGAUCUUGGACGCAAAAGGCAGUAGCGAGAUAGAGAUCUUGUCAGUGAAGUGAGUUACAAAGUCUGAGGGGGUCAAGUUAGUAGGUGGAGGAAGAACAAUGGGGCGAAGAAGAGAGUUAAAUGUGUGAAAUAGUUGUUUGGGUUCGCAGGAGAGUGUGGUUAUGAGGGUAGUGAAGUAAUUUACUUUUGCAGAGGAAAGAGGGAAGCUGUAUGAGCGCAGCAUAAAUUUAUAGUGGAGAAAGUCAGACGCACAGUGAGACUUUCUCCAACAGCGUUCAGCAGUUCUAGAUUAUCAUUGAUACAGUUUCAGUGUAGCAGAGAAUCAUGGGAAAGAUAAGUCAAUUUGCUACAAAUAUCCAUCCCUGUACGAUCUCAAAAAUAAAUAUUGUCAGUAAAGCCUUGUUUUUAUGGAAUUAGAAUUUGUAAAAACAAAAAAAAAAACAAAACAAAAAAAACUUUAAAAUUUCUUUAGAAAUGGAUAUUAGAUGAAGGAAUGGGCUUGUUAAAGAAACAAAAAAACAACAUAUUAAGACAAAAUAGUUAUUUGUUAAUAUGACGCUGACAUAUCAAGUACCUUAUGUGCUGAGUUUUAUAAGGCAUGCACUCAGAAGCAAUGUUUUUGUCUAUAUACCACAUGUAUUUUGCUUUGUCUGUAGUGUAUGACACAUUUUCUAAGCUUGUUUUGGGUAGGUGUGCCCUGAUACAAAAGCAGUCAGGAUGGGAGCACUGGUCAAAGGAGGAUAGCAUUUGCAUGUUUCAGGAAUUCAUUACAGGAAUGCCAUUGUUUAUUGCCUAUUCUAAAAACAAUUGCACAGCUCAACAUGUAAAUAUUGUCCUAUGUUGUGCUUUCAGCGUAGUGUUUUCUUGGCCUUUGUGUGGGUUAACAUUAAAACAAAUAAGCACAUGUGUAGGUUCAUCAUCAGCCCUCUUAUAGAGCACAGCAUAUUGCUAUAAGGAGAUUUAUCAUGAGCUACCACAUACCUUACAAGUGUCCCUUUUUAAAAGAGACCGACUCUAUUAUGCAUCCAAAUGCCUCGGUCCUUUUCUAUUCCAAUGUUCCUCUUUUGUAUGAGCCCCAUAUUGCUGGUGUGUCUGAGUGUGUAUAAUAUAGAUUUUGUCAAUGCGUUUCACAGUAAUGUAUUUAGAAAUCAAUCUUUGUAAAGAAGAGAUUGCAUAAAUUAUUAGUAAGUCACCUAAAAUUUCUCAGAACAACACCUCUGGCCACACAUCCACAACCCCAAUAAUAAAGUGUGACACUGAUAUAUCAAGUAUCUUACGUGAAGGUGCUGCAUUGUUUUUGUCCUUUUGAAAUGUUGGAAAUGUUGGAGGUAUGCUAUCAUUACUUUAAUUUGAUGGUAUGCAUGAAAGGAUUACUCUAUGCAUUAUAACCACUAGAGCGCACUCUAAAAGCUAUGAUACCAGUAGCAUCCUGGCACCAUUACCAGGUAAUAGGGCAAACCAGUUGGCAAUGUUUUGCCCUCUUAACUGGUUCUCCACAGGGUGCCGAGUUUCCUCUAAGUUGGGUGAUGGCUCUCACCCAAGGAAUGACCUACUUUGCAUUAAAUAUGCUCAGAAUUAAAAGGACACUAUAUUCACCAGACCAACUACAGCUUAGUUGUUCUGGUGAGUAGAAAAUGUCCCUGCAGGCAUUUUACAUGUAAACACUGCCUUUUCAGAGAAAAUUGUGUGUUUGCAUUGCUUUCUAGGGACACCUCCAAUGGCUGUCAGUCAGACGGCCACUAGAGGUUCUUUCUGAGGCAGUGUUGCACGUGCUCUGCAUGGAGACACUGUACUUUCCUCACAGAGUUUCAUACAGAAACACUGCACAUACAUACUGCACACACCAUGACCACUUCAAAACAUUGACGUGGUUAUGGUGAUUCGAAUAAGCCUUUACAUAUGCUAUUUUGUUGAAUUAUAAUAGCUAAAGCCAUUUAAUGUAAAUACUAUUUGAGCUCUUUGUCUUUCUCAUGACCCUCUUAAUGACACCACAUUAAAAAAGUAAUUGAACAAGAGUCACUACCCUUAACACUUGUAACAGAAAAGUGCACACUUCUGAGCUACAUUUUAACACUUAUGUUAUGGAAGGCAUAAAUGCAAGCUCAGUCAUUUUCAAGCACUGUCAUUUUUUUAUUACCAAAAAUAACAGAUUAUAGGUAAAAUACUCACAUUGUACAUUAUUUUGUAACAAAUACAUAAACAUUAAUAAUUUUGUUUGUGUAUUUCCUGAGUGACCAUUGCUACCUGGGGGUGGGCUUUUAAUAGCCUCUUUGGUCAGAAGGACCACUUGUCUGGUCUGUCAGUGCUUAAGAGCAUUUUUAAGAUGCCUGGUGCUUGCGCAUUAGGUCAUGAUUUGUAAACGCUCACUAGUUCUGUACGUUUGUUAGUAGAUAAACUGUGCUUGUAAUCAAAGAGGACAUUGUUGCCUUCCACCAAGCAAUGGUAAGCCAGAAGAUGCAAUUAAAAUGUGUUUCCUUUUAUGUACACUGUUCAGCAACAACAGUAAAGCCACUAACAGGUAAAGUGAAUAACAUUGAUUAUAUUAUAUUAUUAUUGAUUAUAUAGUUACAAUGGCACCUGUCAAGGAGUGGGAUAUAUCAGGCAGCAAGUGAAGAGUUAGUUCCCAAAUUUCAUGUGCUGAAAGCAGGAAGAACGGGCAUACAAAAAUAUCUGAGUGACUUUGACAGGGGCCAAAAAGUGAUGGUGAGAGCAUUCCCAAAACCGCAAGUCUUGUGGAGUGUUCCCAGUAUGCAGUGGUUGGUACCUAUCAAAAGUGGUGCAAGAAAGGACAACCGGUGAACCAGCAUCAGGUUCAUAGGGGCCCAAGGCUUAUUGAUGCAUGUGCCCAAGGGUCUGGUCUGAUCACGCAGAAGAGCUACUGUAGCUCAAAUUGCUGAAAACCAUAGUGCUGGCUAUGAUAGAAAGGUGUCAGAACACACAGUGCAUUACAGUUUUCUGCGUAUGGGGCUGCAUAGCUGCUGACCAGUCAGAGUGCCCAUGAUAACCUCUCUCCACCGCCUACAGCUACUUCAAUGGGGAUGUGUCAGAACUGGACUAUAGACCAAUGGAAGAAGGUUGCCUGAUCUGACGAAUCACAUCUUUUUUUAGAUAAGGUGGAUGGCCAUGUACGUGUGCAUUGUUUCCAUGGGGAAAUGAUGGAAGAGGCAGUGUUGUGUUUUGGGCAAUGGCCUGCUGGGAAACCUUGGAUCCUGGCAUUUAUGUGGAUAUUACUUUUACAAAUACCACCUAAGUAGAGAUUGUUGCAGACUAUGUACAUCAUACCAUCAUGGCAAUGGUGUUCCCUGAUGCGCGUGAUCUCUUUUUUAGCAGGAUAAUGCACCAUGCUACACUGCAAAAAUAGUUCAGGAAUUGUUUGAGGAACAUGGCAAAGACUUCAAGUGUUGCAUUGGCCUCCAAAUUCCCAAAAUAUCAAUCCGACUGAACAUCUGUGGGGCAUGCUGGAAGGACAAGUUAUAUCCAUGGAGGCCCCAACAUGGAGGCCCCAACUCACAACUUGUAGGACUUAAAGGGACACUAUAUGCAUCAAUCCAAGUUUAGCAUAAUGAAACAGCAUUUGGAUGAAUACUUGCAAAAACAUAAUAUUCAGAGAUCUCAUUUUUAAUUUGUUGGGUAAUAGCUUCUUGAUCCAAGGAGAGAUCUGACUGCCAUUACGGGCUCAAGAAGGAAUUAAUUUAUUCCUAGUUAGUUGCAAAAUUGGAAGUGCUUCAAACUGUUGUUUUUUUUACAUAACACCUACCCUUGGUCAGGGACAGGGAAAUAGCUCUGGGGAAAAAGGAGUAUAAACACAAAAACUAAUAGUGUAAAAUCGUAGGGUGCUUGAACAUACAAUUAAUGUGCAAUGGUCCAACUCACAUGGAAAUGAGCCUUCCAGGACAGGCUCAGAUCAUAUAUGCAGGAGUGUAUUUGGUAACACAAUCCCCUCUUCUGUCUGCUCAAAUGACAUAUGUGGAAUAAAAACUUGUGAGAAACCAGUAGAUCCCUUGGUGGAGUAUGUUUGUACCAAAGUGCGGCAGAUUAUAAACAAACAAGUAUUACUCACCUUAAUAAAGAUUGGCCUAUUUUUAAAAAUGGAAAUGUUCUAAAUAAGAUACUCCCCGACAGGAGGUUACCAAAACUAAGAGACAACCUAAUACAAAAUCAUAUUAGGACAAGGAAAACCGACAGAGAUUUUUUUAAAGAAUCAAAGGGAAUUUAUGGUUGUGGUAUGGGUGGGGCAUGCAAAAGACACAUAACAAGGUUUAAUAAUCCACAAAAUAAACAGGAGAAGUUUUCGAUAAAACAACUUAUCACCUCUAACUUAUCACCUUAUUGUAUGCUCCUGUGCCUUAGGAUAUAUACUGCAGGAACACAUUAAAAAUAUAAAGAAUGGUUUGGGAAACACAGCCUUUCAUCCCAUUGGAAAACAGAUGUGAGAAAGACUAAACCUGAUGGACUCAUGUCUCAUUUCGGUCGGUAUGUGCAUGGGCGAAAAAUUUGGUUAGUUUCGGAAAGUCGGGUAAGUAAAAAAAUGUGUCUGCUUCGGCAGUUCGGACCAAUGGCAUUCGGUUUGGCACUUAGGAACUUCCGAAUCUUAACACUAGUCCUGGUGGAGGAACUAGUAAUGGUACUACCAGCAGCAACAUGACGGCUACCAGUUUCCUCAGUCACUUUGCUUGAGGGGAGAAUGUGAGGAGGACAUGGACGAUCCAUUAUGGUUUCUUUUGUUUUAUUACAUUUUUAUGUAAAUUAAAUCACAGAAAACUAAAAAACACAAAAUUAAUCACUGUAGCAAAAUCACAGUGUAGCAGAGAGACACCCUGGCAAUCAGGCUACCUUGCAACAGCUAAAAAACACAAAAUUAAUCACUGCAGUAAAAUCACAGUGCAGCAAUGAGACACCCUGGCAAUCGGACUACCUGGCUUGCACAGCCACACACUCUCUCACAACCCCCCCCCCCCUUCAAAAAAUGAAACAAGAUGCAGAAGAAGAAAAAAGGCAAAACUCUCACUCUCUCUCCCUGAAACACACACUUAAAAGCAAUGUGGCUCCCCAAGUUUGCAACAAGUAAAGUACAAUAAAUGUAAUGUACUUUAUCUCUCUCAGUCUCUUCUCUUGUGCUAUCACAUCUAGUCAGGUCACAUGAAUGCAAGCCAACACCCUGACAGCCUGAUUUAUAUACUAUCUAACCUCAGUGACUCUGUAUGCCUUCAUUGGCCAAGUGUCAGUGAAAAAAAAUCACCAUUAAUUGGCUGUCCUCUAACAUCAAUCACAAAAGCUUGCUCAUUUCAUUGGACAGGGAAUAGUGAAACCAGAUUUGGCAAGCAAUCAUUACAUUGCACAAAAGGAAUUAACUUAUUGGUCAAGAUUCCUGUCAUCAUUCACGUCAUUUUCCCUCUCCCUCUCUUGUUUUGCCACUUUUCAGAAAUCCGAAUCACUUCGGCAUUUCAGAACUUCGGCACUUCCAAACUACCGAACUUCGUCACUAUGGAACUUCGGUGCUUCGGAACCUCAGCACUUCGGACAUUCAUAAGCAUCCGAAUGUCCGAAUGGCAUGAAAUUCGUACAAAUGUAUAUUUGGAACGAAACUAAUUGCACGUGUCUACUUUUCAGCUAUGUAACUGUGUACAGAUCAUGUCACUUGCAGUCUCGUUUCUCAAUUCUAUGCCAUUUAGGAGUUAAAUAACUUUGUUUACGCAGCCCUAGUCACCACACCUGCCUGCAUGCGGCUUGCAUACCCUUCCUAAACACUUCCUGUAAAGAGACAUCUAAAGCUUAAACUUCCUUUAUUGCAUAUUCUGUUUAAUUAAAUUUUUUUAAUCUCCUGCUUUGUUAAUAACCUGCCACUGCCUGCAGGAACCUGUGUGUGAUUAAAGAUCACUUCACUGAGCAGGAGCUAAAAAUGUCUAAAGUAACUUUACAUCUGCUUGAAAAUGAAACAAUUUUUUUUCAUGCAGGCUGCUGUGUGAGUCACAGUCAGGGGUGGUGUGGCUAGGACUGCAUAAAUGCAAACAAAUGUUAUUGAAGUGAGACUGCAGGGACAUGAUCCAUACACAAAAACUGCUUCAUUAAGCGGAAGUUGUUUUGAUGCCUGUAGUAUCAUUUUAAAGGAUAUGUUGCUAAUGUCUUGGUGCCAAAUGCUGAAGUCUUGUGGAGUCCAUGCCUUAACGCAUCAGAGCUCUUUUCACAGCACUUGGGGGACCUAAACCAUAUUAGGUGGGUGGUUUUAAUUUUGUUUUAUACAGGCCAAUGCUAUAAUAUUAUUAUAUUUUAUUUUAAAUAAUUAAAAAAUAUUACAGGUUUGAAUUUCAUUCAAGCAAUUCCAACAUGACUGCACAUGCAAAUACAGUAGAAUUUGCAUUCAUCAAUUCAUUUUCUGUUGGAAACACAAGCUGAGGGGAAAAUUUAAUUUGGCCAUUUUAUUUAUUUAUUUUUCAAAACUGGACAGCGUCCAGCAUGAUAGUGACCAAGGUGAGUUAUCUUAUACAUAUAUCUCCAAUAUAUCUUUAAAGCUGUGCACAUUUUUAAAUAAUGUUGUUGUUGUUUUAGGUAUCUUUAAACACCAAUAAAUUUAUCUAACAUUGGCCUUAAUUUAAUACACGGUGGGCCAAAAUUCAGAGUAGGUUUUGAGGAGUACAUUUUUUUUUUUUAAUUAGUGAACCAAUUUUAAUGAUAUUAUAUACAAUGAAUGCUUAAUGUAUGGAGAUUUCUUUCACUGGAUACAGAAGAUGACAUCUUUUAAAUGAGCUCCAUUUGCCACCUUGCAAAGUUAGGCUCUUUCGAUUGCAUUGCUCAUAACAUUAGUUCAUGUUUGAGGCUCUAGUGAUCGAAUUUGAAAUUAUCCACUUGCUGAACAAUUGUUUAAGAGGUCCAUUGUGGCUCUGGCUACCUGGGCUAUAGCCCGAUCUUGUUAAAAUCACAUUUCAGCAUGAUUUUUUUCUUUACAGCAAGAUAAUGGACCUGCCAUUUUAAAACAAAAAUUUUGCUAUUUUUACUUGUUGAUCCUUCAUGAAUUUGCCCAUGAUGAGUCUCCCAAGACUUAGUUAUGAUAUGUACCUGCACCAAAAACAUUUAGCUACUAACAACGAAGUUAUUUGCCUGUCAAAUCCUAUUCUGAAUUUUGUUCUACCCGGUAUUUCUGGAUAAGCUUUUAAAAUGAUUUAUUAUUUUUGCAUAAAUGUUUAAAAUAAUUUAAUAAUUAGAUUUUUUUUUUAAUUAUUAUUAUUUUUGAUGUAGAUAGAUUUUUUUUAAUUAUAACAUUUUUUUUAAUAUUCUUUAUUUUUGUCGUGGAUAGAGAUGUGACAACAUGCGCAAGGUACCCCAACGGCAUUCCUCACAUUAAUUUUCAACAAUAAUAGUCCAGAUUGCAAGCACAUUUUUCUUUUCAUUUUGUUAGAAGCAAGUGAACGAAUUAGCUGCUAAAUACUAUGCUAAGUCAUGAAUGUUGUCUAAACUAGUAAAACAUUGUAGUUUGGCAUAGCUUGCAGGCAGGGCUAUAUGAAGAUAGAUGGCGGUAUGUGAUGAGUUAGAGUAGUAGGCUAGGUUCAGUUCGCCGGUACAUACAUUACAUAGUUACAUAGAUGAAAAGAGACUUGCGUCCAUCAAGUUCAGCCUUCCUCACAUUUGUUUUUUGUUGUUGAUCCAAAAGAAGGCAAAAAACCUAGAUUGAAGCACAAUUUUGCAAGAACUAGGAAAAAAAUUGCUUCUUGACCCCAGAAUGGCAGUCAGAUUUAUCCUUGGAUCAAGCAGUUAUUACCCUACAUUGAAAGAUUAUAUCCUAAAGUAGAUGAGCGAUUAGCUGCUAAAUACUAUGCUAAGUCAUGAAUGUUGUCUAAACUAGUAAAACAUUGUAGUUUGGCAUAGCUUGCAUGCAGGACUAUAUGAAGAUAGAUGGGGUAUGUGAUGAGUUAGAGUAGUAGGCUAGGUUCAGUUCGCCGGUACAUACAUUACAUAGUUACAUAGAUGAAAAGAGACUUGCGUCCAUCAAGUUCAGCCUUCCUCACAUUUGUUUUUUGCUGUUGAUCCAAAAGAAGGCAAAAAACCUAGAUUGAAGCACAAUUUUGCAAGAAGUAGGAAACAAAAUCCUUCUUGACCCCAGAAUGGCAGUCAGAUUUAUCCUUGGAUCAAGCAGUUAUUACCCUACAUUGAAAGAUUAUAUCCUUGAAUAUUCUGUUUUUUGCAAGUAUGCAUCUAGUAGCUGUUUGAACAUCUGUAUGGACUCUGAUAAAACCACUUCUUCAGGCAGGGAAUUCCACAUCCUUAUUGUUCUUACAGUAAAAAAAACUUUCCUUUGCCUUAGACGAAAUCUUCUUUCUUUCAGUCUAAAUGCAUGGCCUCGUGUCCUAUGUAAAGUCCGGUUUGUGAAUAGAUUUCCACACAAUGGUUUGUAUUGGCCCCGAAUAUAUUUGUAUAAUGUUAUCAUAAACCCCCUCUCAGGCGACGUUUUUCUAAACUAAGUAGGUUUAAAUUUGUUAACCUUUCUUCAUAGCUGAUAUGUUCCAUUCCUUUUAUUAAUUUUGUAGCCCGCCUCUGCUUUUUUUCUAGUGCCAUAAUAUCCUUCUUUAGAACAGGUUCCCAAAAUUGCACAGUAUAUUCAAUAUGUGGUCUUACCAGUGAUUUAUAAAGAGGCAAAGUGAUAUUCUCGUCCCGAGAAUGAAUGCCCUUUUUCAUGCAUGACAAUACCUUACUGGCCUUGGCCACUGCAGAUUGACAUUGCACAUUGUUGUAUAGUUUAUUGUCUAUAACAAUUCCCAAGUCCUUUUCGUGCGUUGUUAUCCCUAAUUCGCUUCCAUUAAGGGUAUACGUUGCUUGUGUAUUCUUUAACUUUGCAUUUUUCAACAUUAAAUUUCAUCUGCCAUUUGAGUGCCCAGUCCCCUAGUCUGUCUAAAUCCCUCUGCAGCAAAGUAAUAUCUUGCUCACAUUGUAUUUUUUUUACAGAGUUUUGUGUCAUCUGCAAAGGAAUUCUUCCCUUGUGCUUUUGUUUUUUUGAGUUUAUUUCAAAGGACACUAUAUUGUGAUCACUAUUUCCCAAGUGCUCACCUACUUGAAUGUUGGUCAAAAGAUCAACAUUGUUUGUUAAAUCCAGGUCCAGACAAGCUCCAUUCUAGUUGGUGCUUGUACAAGUUGUGACAUGAAGGUGUCAUUUAACAAGUUUAAAAACCUAAUUCCCUUUGCUGAGCUACUAGUCUCUCUGUCCCAAUUUAUGUCCGGGUAAUUAAAAUCUCCAAUAAUUUAAGUGUUACGCAGAUUUGCAGCUUUCUCAAUUUGCUCAAACAGCUUAUGUUCCUCGUCAAUAUUAAAAGACCACUCUAGGCACCCAGACCACUUCAGCUUAAUGAAGUGGUCUGGGUGCCAGGUUCUUCUAGGGUUAACCAAUUUUUUAAUAAACAUAGCAGUUUCAGUACUCUAUGACAUUUUGGUGAUCAUGUCUCAGGUAGUCCCUGAAGCGUUGUGAGUGUCCCUGGUUCUGAGUGGGAUGAAGGGGGUGUUCCAUUGGUGAGUUGGUUUGCUUGGUUUCAGUUGCGUGGAAGGAGUCCUGUGGCAGUCUCGAAGUGGGCAGCAAGGUUGCCGCUUCUUGUAGGUCUUGGACUUCAUGUUUGUUGUCCCCUUGAAUAACUUGCAGCGUUCUGGCCUGGUGCCAUCUGUAGCUUAGUUCGUUCUGUUGUAGGAGUGUGGUAAAAGGCUUGAGCGCCUGCCACCAGGCAAGUAUGCCUCCAGUGAGAUCCCUGGAAGCGCAGGAUGAGAUCCCUGGCACCACGGUCGGUGCUUUAGCCGGUUUCGGGGUUCGGAAGAAGCCGUCCAGGUUGAUGUUUCUAGUUUGUUUCGGUGUUAGCAAGGCCACGAAGAGACAUCUCAAUAAGUGUGGCAUCUCUGUCGUUGGGAUGCUUUCCGGGAUGCAAAACGGCGGUCAUGCGCCUCGUUCUAUCGUUGGAGAUCCUUGACCUCCUGCUGCAGUGCUGUGAUUUGUUUUGUGCAGGCACCUGUCACAGGUGAGGUGUCCAUAAUUUAGGCGCCGGGAUCGAUCUCUGCACCGGAGGCAGGUCGGCCUCUUCACCACCUGAUGAGAAGUCGUCAGACAGCUCGGAGUAGACUUCGUGGUAGUCGGCCAUUUUGGGCCUAGCAGCUUCGCGGGUCUGCCGCAGGAGUUCUGCUAUGUUUGGCCCCUUGUUUGGUUUGUCCGGCCUUAAUUUUUUAGUUUUGCGGACCAUCAUGUCCUCUUGUGCUCAGGUCCUGAUGUGCUGCCAAAUAUCGGUUCUCUCGGUCCCAAUUGGUGAAUUUGGGCUCAAAAAUGCAGGAGCUUGCGUGCCAUGCGACUGCACUGUUCAGUAGCUAGACUCCCAUGAAAUUUUUUAUAUUUAAAUAUUUUUAAACAUAAAUAUCAUUUUAAUAGUUUAUCUAAAAUUAUAAAAUCAUUUAAAAACAUCUUAUCCAAAAAUACUCAAGUACAAAUUUUAUGUGAUUUUUAAUUAUGAAAAUGGGUCACUGGGUUUCUUUACAUUUGACUGAAGUUUACUUAUACAUAGUAACAGGGUAGAUGUAUAGAUAAACUGCAAAUUCCAGCCUCACUUCCAGUGUGGCUCUUAAAUAUCAGCAGUGUUUUAAUACACACACAAAAAAAGAGCCAGCACACACUAACAGGUCCACGAAAAAUAAAUAAAGUUUUCUUCAGGUAAAGGGUGCAGGAUUAAUCCUGGUCUUGCCAAAACCCACCGGAAGUCCACGAAAAGGGUCGAACACUAAAAUAAUGAUUAGCACUUCAGUUUAUUGGACAGCACACAAGGGCAUAAUUUCUACCCACACAAAAGGUCUUUGUCAAGCCAUGACAACAUUUACACCAACACCAGGGUCUUGGUCAGAGUUGAUAAAGAGUCAUGUAUAGGUAGAAAUGUUCCCCUUGUAUGUGCUUUUACCCAAUAAAUUAGCAUGCUGAUCACUGAAUCAUAUACUGAUUCUAUAUGGGCAGUGUAGGGGUUAACCCUGUACAGGGGCAAUUUUAGAAAGAUGCUUAUCAUAAAUAAACACUGUGUUACUUGCAAGCCCUUACUUCUGCAUUUCAUACCUUCUAGCCUUGAGAGAUAUGGUGUUGGCCCACACACCUAUAAACAAACAUGUCACUCUGGUAUUUGAUAUUUCGUUUUUGUAGUCAGGUUACACUUCCAGAUUCUUCACACCUGAGUAAUGAACAUGGACUACAUAGAAAAUUAGCCUUGCUCAAUAAUUUUGUUUUUAGACCUGGGAAACUCCAGAGUGGUUGAGUGAGUGUCCCUCAAAGGACAAUCUGUACAUUUUUUGAAUACAAGAUUGUUUGUUCAAGUUGUCAUUUGUGAAAGUACAUUGAGGAUGAUUUUUUUUAUAUCUCAAAAAGUAAAAAAACAAACACCCUAAUAAAAUAGUGCAAUACUGUACAUAGAAACAUUAAAUGUAGUUAUACCUGCAUUUUAUGGGAGCAAAACUGUUAAACUUGGAAAGUUAAGGACACGUCAAAACAUGUUAAAACAAGUUAAAACAACCGGGGUAUCCCAGUACUCUACGACAUUUUGGUGAUCAUGUCUCAUGUAGUCCCUGAAGCGUUGUGAGUGUCCCUGGUUCUGAGUGGGAUGAAGGGGGUGUUCCAUUGGUGAGUUGGUUUGCUUGGUUUCAGUUGCGUGGAAGGAGUCCUGUGGCAGUCCCGAAGUGGGCAGCAAGGUUGCCGCUUCUUGUAGGUCUUGGACUUCAUGUUUGUUGUCCCCUUGAAUAACUUGCAGCGUUCUGGCCUGGUGCCAUAUGUAGCUUAGUCCGUUCUGUUGUAGGAGUGUGGUAAAAGGCUUGAACGCCUGCCGCCAGGCAAGUGUGCCUCCAGUGAGAUCUGCAAAAAAAGGACAAGGACAGUUGGAAGCGCAGGAUGAGAUCCCUGGCACCACGGUCGGUGCUUUAGCCGGUUUCGGGGUUCGGAAGAAGCCGUCCAGGUUGAUGUUUCUAGCUUGUUUCGGUGUUAGCAAGGCCACGAAGAGACAUCUCAAUAAGUGUGGCAUCUCUGUCGUUGGGAUGCUUUCCGGGAUGCAAAAUGGCGGUCAUGCACCUCGUUCUAUCAUUGGAGAUCCUUGACCUCCUGCUGCAGUGCUGUGAUUUGUUUUGUGCAGGCACCUGUCACGGGUGAGGUGUCCAUAAUUUAGGCGCCGGGAUCAAUCUCUGCACCGGAGGCAGGUCGGCCUCUUCACCACCUGAUGAGAAGUCGUCAGACAGCUCGGAGUAGAUUUCGUGGUAGUCGGCCAUUUUGGGCUUAGCAGCUUCGCGGGUCUGCCGCAGGAGUUCUGCUAUGUUUGGCCCCUUGCUUGGUUUGUCCGGCCUUAAUUUUUUAGUUUUGCGGACCAUCAUGUCCUCUUGUCGUGCUCAGGUCCUGAUGUGCUGCCAAAUAUCGGUUCUCUCGGUCCCAAUUGGUGAAUUUGGGCUCAAAAAUGCAGGAGCUUGCGUGCCAUGCGACUGCACUGUUCAGUAGCUAGACUCCCAUGAAAUUUUUUAUAUUUAAAUAUUUUUAAACAUAAAUAUCAGGAUUAAUCCUGGUCUUGCCAAAACCCACCGGAAGUCCACGAAAAGGGUCGAACACUAAAAUAAUGAUUAGCACUUCAGUUUAUUGGACAGCACACAAGGGCAUAAUUUCUACCCACACAAAAGGUCUUUGUCAAGCCAUGACAACAUUUACACCAACACCAGGGUCUUGGUCAGAGUUGAUAAAGAGUCAUGUAUAGGUAGAAAUGUUCCCCUUGUAUGUGCUUUUACCCAAUAAAUUAGCAUGCUGAUCACUGAAUCAUAUACUGAUUCUAUAUGGGCAGUGUAGGGGUUAACCCUGUACAGGGGCAAUUUUAGAAAGAUGCUUAUCAUAAAUAAACACUGUGUUACUUGCAAGCCCUUACUUCUGCAUUUCAUACCUUCUAGCCUUGAGAGAUAUGGUGUUGGCCCACACACCUAUAAACAAACAUGUCACUCUGGUAUUUGAUAUCUCGUUUUUGUAGUCAGGUUACACUUCCAGAUUCUUCACACCUGAGUAAUGAACAUGGACUACAUAGAAAAUUAGCCUUGCUCAAUAAUUUUGUUUUUAGACCUGGGAAACUCCAGAGUGGUUGAGUGAGUGUCCCUCAAAGGACAAUCUGUACAUUUUUUGAAUACAAGAUUGUUUGCUCAAGUUGUCAUUUGUGAAAGUACAUUGAGGAUGAUUUUAUUUAUAUCUCAAAAAGUAAAAAAAACAAACACCCUAAUAAAAUAGUGCAAUACUGUACAUAGAAACAUAUAAUGUGACGGCAGAUAAGAACCAUUUGGCCCAUCUAGUCUGCCCAAUUUUCGAAAUACUAUUAUUAGCCCCUGGCCUUAUCUUAUAGUUAGGAUAACCUUAUGCCUAUCCCACGUAUGCUUAAACAACUUUACUGUGUUAACCUCAACCACUUCAACUGGAAGGCUAUUCCAUGCAUCCACUACCCUCUGUCAGGAUUACUGUUUGAUCCAGCAUGUAGAACUGUAUAGCACGGAUGACAAAUAAGUAACGUAUUACUGGUCCUUAGAAUGGCCGGAUUUAACGUACAUAGAAUAGUCAAAAAUACUAGCCGAGGUCAGGGAAAACAGAAAGGGAAGCAGCGAUGAGGAAAGUCAGGAUACCAGAAUAUAGAGAAGUAAAUAAACAAAGCCAAAGUCAAAAACCAGGUAGAAAACUAAUAACAGGAACACGCUCUCAGACAACCACAAGGGAAACCACAACAGGGCACUGAGCAGGAUGAGAACUGGGCCUAUAUACCCCUCCUUUGACCCCAAAGUCGGUUACCAGGUUUCAUUUGCAUAAUUGCUGCUCAACAUUAACCCUUCUGUGGAUUAAGUUGCUGCUCGGCACAACUUUUCCUGUGUGGACAGUAAAUGUCAUUAACCACAUUUCUUCAUAUUCAUAUUAAAUGUAAUUUAUAUUAACUCGGUGGUGGAGCAGCUGCUAAAUAUGGCCAAACUUAUUGGCCAGAAAGGCAAGAUUUGAGACUUUCAGAAAUUUAUUUAUUUUCCAAUAAUACAACAAACAUCAACAAAAAAGUAGCCACAAAUAAUGAAUCAGUGAUCUAAAUGCAAAAGAGUAUUAACUUGCAAAUUUACAAAUUUGUUUAUGCUUUACAUUUCUGUUGAUGUAUUUAAUUCCAUGGAUGCCAUGAAGCAAAAAUAAAAAAUGUAUAAGUGAAAUAUUUAAGAAUGUACUUUUAGAUUCAGAGAACUCAUAUGUUCUUAGAUAACGUUCUUUCUAUGUUGUUGCACUCCUGUGGACACCAGAGAAAAGUACUCCAAAAAAGUUCAGCAUAAAUCUAAACACCUCUGCGAAAAUUCAUCCAUAAUUGACUAGAAUCAGGGGUAGGCAACCUUUGGCACUCCAGAUGCUGUGGACUACAUCCACCAUAAUGCUCUUACACCCAUACUGCUGGCAAAGCAUCAUGGGAGGUGUAGUCCAAAACAUCUGGAGUGCCGAAGCUUGCCUAUGCCUGGACUAGAUAGUAUGGCUGCCAGUUAACAUGGCGUGUGUUAGCGCAAAGGUGACAUGACACGUUAUUAACCAUCCCAAGUUGAGUCACUGGUACUUACCCACUUGCUAUUGCACAGCCCCCAUUAUGUAUCACAUUUCAUUGACAAAUCCUGCACCUUCUAUCUCAAAAACAUAGCAUGCAUCAGCCUGUAUUUUUGCCAGACAUUGCUACGGUGCUGGUCCAUGCUUUUAUCCUCUCUUGCCUUAACUACUGCAAUCCGCAUCUUAGUGUUUCCAAAUUUCCCCAUUACAGUCACCUCUCUUAAUUGGUGUAUACUUUACAUAUAGAAACAGAAAGAAAUAGGCGCUCUCUAUAACACAACAAAUAAGUGGGGGCUUAUACAAUAAGAGGAUUCUCAAAACCUCGUGUCACAAAAAAGCAAAAAGAGUAAAGAGUAUACUGCGCCCAGAAUUAUACGCACAUACAGCUGUAGUGAAGAGGGCUGAUUGAAAACCUCAGAAUAAAAAACAGACAAUAAUAGUGCAAUACAAUUUUUGAAAAAAUAUUAAAUUAAUCGCUGUAGGAGAGCCACUCACAUUUAGAGGAGCUAUACAAGAGCUCUGCUUUGUAGCGCAUGGACGGUAUAAUCCCCGUCUAAGGAUAUGAGCUGGUGUAGAUGAUGCUGGUCUUCCAAAUGCAAAUACAGGUGUAGAUGGAAUAUGUAAAAAUAAAGAGCAUAGAGAAACUCUGAUAGUGUGGUAUGUACUGUAAGUUUAAAUAUAAAAAGGUUAUUUACUUACAAUCUUUAGAGCAGAACCAGGUAGCAAUCAGGAUAUAGAACUGGAUACAAAAAAAUUUAUUCUAUAAAAAGUAACUAUUUAUUGUAAAAAACAUAAAAGAUACACUAGUAAAAUAAUAAUAGGGUAAAAAAUGAGUCCCACUUGACGCGUUUCGCCUCUCCAGAGACUUUAUCAAAAGUGUAGCCACACUUUUGAUAAUUUCCAAGAAUUAUAUGUUUAAUAGCCAUUGAGUAAGCAUAAUCGAAUGUGGAUCUGUCCUAAUUGGGAGACCAUGUCUAAAAAUCGAAGAUAUGUCUCUGUCAUCCUGGUUCUCAGGGACAUAUUGUAUAAAAUAAAUAAUUUAUCAAAUGGGGUUCAGCAUGUUCUUUUCUAAAGCAACGUGUGCAUAAAUACAGCUUAUCAUGAUUUGGAUAAAUACAUUUGCUGUUUUUUCUGUGAUACAGAAGAGGAACCUUGCUUGCCUUUUGGAAAAUAAAAAGGUAAGCAAACAGAUAAGCAAUGGGAAGUACAAAUACAGAUAAGGAUGUGUAUUGAUACAUCAACACUGAUAUCUAUAUGCCUAUAAAUAUAUAUAUAUAUGCUUUGCCCUGUCACUGUAUUGUGAAUAGGCAUUGUGGCCGUGUUAAGCCAGGUAAACUGCUAAUUGCAGUUUGUAUAGGAAGCUUUGAAGACUGUUAACAUUAAACUGAUUAUGUGUGCUCAUGGAUAAAACUACUCAUACAAACAUUAUCUUAGGGCCAAUCUCAACUAGGAAUGUUUUGUUUUCACAUGUACUGUGUCUUUAUUGAUGGCUUCUCCCUGCUUUACUCUGUGUAUAUAUUUGCUAAUCCAUUGUGUAGUAACCACAUAGGUUCAGAUAAUCUGCAAAUAACACAUUAAAGACUUUGGUGUUUGGCUUCUCCCCUCCUCCCUCAGCUUAAUUAUUUUUGCCAGUUUCUGUCUCUCUCUCCUCCUUUUUCCACCAUUGUAUAUCUUGCUCUGCUAACCUUCGUCCUCCCAAGAAAGGUUUCAUGUAGUUCAAAGACAGAAGUCUGUCUCUGUUCAUUGCACCAGAGUUCCGAAUGUCACAGUAAUGAUUCCUGCUGUCCCUUCCAGAUCCCUGCCACGUGCAACUACAAUAUUCUGACCAAGUUCAUGUACACUGUCACUUUCUCUACUAUCUUUUUAAAGGAAGCACUGAUAUAAACCCUCAACAGAUUGUGAGUUUUUUUUAUACUUUGCUAAUUUCUAGUGUCAAAUCAGUAUCCUAUGUAGAAAAUGCAAUUCGAUAUUUUUCUCCGUUAGAGAAGCUGGCAACGGAAUUGCUGUUGUGUUGAUCAUUGUCAUGCACAGAGAACUUCUAUUUUUUUUUAAAUUCAUCUACUAUGGAGUAUGUAGUUUGUUUUUGUGUUGUUAAAUAGUACCCACUUUUUGGCCCCUCACCACAUUCCCAGUGAAGUCAGAUGCAUCAUUGGCACACCCAUUUCAGCUCCCCUUUCGAGAAUUAGGUAGUUCUACUCACCCACAUGAUUGCUCUGCUGUGCAAGCAUUGGGUACGUACUGUAGAAGUGUGCUCUGUGCCCUUAAGUGGUUUUGCUACGAGGUCAGCGAUAUCUUAUUUUUAAUCAGCAGUCAUGCUUCUAGAAAGUUAUAGUUUCCCUUUUUUUGUCAAAGCAAAGAUACGAGGGACUACACAAACAGAAUCCAAAUCCAAAGAAUCCGUAUCCCACAGUAUUACCUUGAGAUAAAAUAAUGGGGAACUAAUGUCCUCAUUUUGCAUCCACAUUCCUGUGUGACCUAAAUAUGCACUGUUUGUUUGCACCAUGCAUUUAGUGGCACAAAUAAAAGGCGAUUUAGUUGUGCAGUGUCACAGAUUCUUUCCCAACCAACAAAUGGCCAGUACCAAAAGGUCUGUAGUUAUUCAGUGAACACAGGCAUUGACCACUCAUGUAACGCAAUGGGGAAUAUGCCACUAUACAUGUGGAAAACCAUGAAACGCAGCAAAAGUUACAGGCAACCAGGCACAAGAGUAUUAUUCUUUAAAUGUUAUUUUUUGCAAAUCCAGCAAGAUGAUAUUUCAACUCACAAUGAGCCUUUCUCAAACUUAAAUCAAAACAACCACUCAUGCUUAAAUUCCAAAGCAAAACAUGUGACAUUAAAUAAAACCAACUUAGCUAUUUAACAUAAGUUACCAUGGUUACAUAUAAUUGGAAAGUAAAAUUACAUGUGAUACCAUUAAAGAAACAAUGUAAUAUGAGAUGCAUACAUUUGUAAGCACCUACAGAUUAUGUGAACUGAAAGGUGUGGUAAUGACUUAAUUUUGCGAAUCCUCUAUCUUCCUUCUUUUGUUUAUGCUUACUCAUACUAUAAGUUGAAUGGGAAAUUCACAAAUAGAAAACACUUUAGAAGAAUUUUCUGAGAUUGCAUAUGCUCCUGAGAAAACCUGGAGUCUCACGUGGCGAUGACUUUGUCUUGGACAUCAGUGUUCUUUGGAGGCUUUAUUCUUACGUCCACUGCACGUCUUAUCUAAGCGUUUACUGGGUUGAGGGAUUGAAGCACCGACACGAAAUACAAGCAACUCAGCUAUUCGAUUAAAGUUACCAUGGUUACAUAUAUUUGGAAAGUAAAAUCGCAUAUAAUACCAUUAAAGUAGCAAUGUAAUACGAGAUUCAUACAUUUGUAAGCACCUACAGAUUAUGUGAGCAGAAUUGUCUUGUAAUGGUUCCGUUUUGCGAAUGACCUAUAUUCCUUCUUUCGUUUAAGCUUUGUCAUGCUUACUCAUACCAUAAGUUGGCUGGAAAAUUCACAAAUACAAAAUACUUUAGAAGAAUUUUCUGAGAUUACAUAUGUUCCUGAGAAAACCUGGAGUCUCACGUGGCGAUGACUUUGUCUUGGACAUCAGUGUUCUUUGGAGGCUUUAUUCUUAUGUCCACUGCAUGUCUUAUCUAAGCGUUUACUGGGUUGAGGGAUUGAAGCACCGACACGAAAUACAAGCAACUCAGCUAUUCGAUUAAAGUUACCAUGGUUACAUAUAUAUUCGGAAAGUAAAAUCGCAUAUAAUACCAUUAAAGUAGCAAUGUAAUACGAGAUUCAUACAUUUGUAAGCACCUACAGAUUAUGUGAGCGGAAUUGUCUUGUAAUGGUUCCGUUUUGCGAAUGACCUAUAUUCCUUCUUUCCUUAAGCUUUGUCAUGCUUACUCAUACCAUAAGUUGGCUGGAAAAUUCACAAAUACAAAAUACUUUAGAAGAAUUUUCUGAGAUUGCAUAUGCUCCUGAGAAAACCUGGAGUCUCACGUGGUGAUAACUUUGUCUUGGACACAAGUGUUCUUUAGAAGCUUUAUUCUUACGUCCACUGCACGUCUCAUCUAAACGUUUACAGGGUUGAGGGAGUGAAGCACCGUCACUAAAUACAAGCAACUCAGCUAUUCGAUUAAAGUUACCAUGGUUAAAUAUAUAAUUGGAAUGUAAAAUUGCAUAUAAUACCAUUAAAGUAGCAAUGUAAUAUGAGAUUCAUACAUUUGUAAGCACCUACAGAUUAUGUGAGCUGAAAUGUCUGGUAAUGGUUCAGCAUUGCAAAUGACCUAUAUUCCCUCUUUUGUUUAUGCUUACUCAUGCUUACUCAUACCAUAGGUUGGCUGGAAAAUUCACAAAUAAAAAACACUUUAGAAGAAUUUUCUGAGAUUGCAUAUGCUCCUGAGAAAACCUGAAGUCUAACAUGGCGAUGACUUUGUCUUGGACACAAGUGUUCUUUGGAGGCUUUAUUCUUACGUCCACUGCACGUCUCAUCUAAAUGUUUACUGGGUUGAGGGAGUGAAGAACCAUCACUAAAUACAAGCAACUCAGCUAUUCAAAUAAAGUUACUAGAGUUACAUAUAAUUGGAAAGUAACAUUGCAUAUAAUAUCAUUAAAGAAACAAUGUAAUAUAAGAUUAAUACCAUUGUAAGCAUCUACAGAUUAUGUGAGUUGAAAGGUCUGGUAAUGGUUCAGUUUUGCAGAUGACCUAUCGUCCCUCUUUUGUUUAUGCUUACUUGUGCUUACUCAUACUAUAAGUUGGCUUGAAAAUUCACAAAUAAACACUUUCAAAUAAUUUUCUGAGAUUGCAUAUGCUCCUGAGAAAACCUGGAGUCUCACAUAGCGAUAACUUUGUCUUGGACACAAGUGUUGUUUGGAUGCUUUAUUCUUACAUCCACUGCACGUCUCAUCUAAACGUUUACUGGGUUGAGGGAGUGAAGCACCGUCACUUACUACAAGCAACUCAGCUAUUCGAUUAAAGUUACCAUGGUUAAAUAUAUAAUUGGAAUGUAAAAUUGCAUAUAAUACCAUUAAAGUAGCAAUGCAAUAUGAGAUUAAUACCAUUGUAAGCACCUACAGAUUAUGUGAGCAGAAUUGUCUAGUAUGGUUCAGUUUUGCGAAUGACCUAUCUUCCUUCUUUCAAAUAUGCUUACUCAUGCUUACACAUACCAUAAAUUGGCUUGAAUAUUCACAAAUAAACACUUUCAAAUAAUUUUCUGAGAUUGCAUAUGCUUCUGGGAAAACCUAAAGUCAUCACGAUGUGAUGACUUUGUCUUGGACACAAGUGUUCUUUGGAGGCUUUAUUUAUACGUCCACUGCACGUUUCAUCUAAAUGUUUAUUGGGUUGAAGGCGUGAAGAACCAUCACUAAAUACAAGCAACUCAGCUAUUCAAAUAAAAUUACUAUAGUUACAUAUAAUUGGAAAGUAAAAUCACGUAUAAUACCAUUAAGGUAGCAAUGUAAUACGAGAUUCAUACAUUUGUAACCACCUACAGAUUAUGUGAGCUGAAAUGUCUGGUAAUGGUUCAGUUUUGCGAAUGAGCUAUCUUCCUUCUUUCAUUUAUGCUUAGUUGUGCUUACUCAUAUUACAAGUUGGUUUGAAAAUUCACAAAUAAAAAAACACUUUAGAAGAAUUUUCUACAAUUGAAUAUGCUCCUGAGAAAACCUGGAGUGUCAUGUGGCGAUGACUUUGUCUUAGACACAAGUGUUCUUUGGAGGCUUUAUUCUUGUAGAAUCUGAACAGUUUACGGAGUUAAGAGAGUGAAGAACCAUCUUGGCAUUGUAACCCUUUUAGCUAUAUACUCUCUUCUAUCUACCCACAUAGCAAAAAAAAUCUGACCAAACCCUUCGGUAAAAAAAUGAAGUUAACUAACUUUUACUCACCUUGUUUCUGGUGCCAGGACUACUCUGCUGUAACUGCCUUCACCACCUUUGAAGAUGUCAUGUUUGCUGACAUAUUGCAAGAUCUGCUCCAAUCCAUUGAUUUUCAUAGAGAUGCAAUGGAUUGGAAAUAUGCAUGUGCGGCAACAUGCCACACUCCUCCAAUCAAAUUCUCUGUCAGGACUGUCAAGUAUUACUGCAGGAGGAAGCACUUCAAGAUGACAACUACUAGAGGUGUGUAUUUAAAGGUACACAAUAGGCACCCAGACAACUUCAUCUCAUUGAAGUUGUCUGGGUGCACUGUCUCUGUUCCCCUUAACCCUGCAAUCUGAGAAACUGCAAUUUUCAUAUUGCAGUGCUAAGACUUCUUCUAGUGGCUGUCUACCAGCCACUCAUGAGAGGCACAUCCUGCUGUAUCAGUUUGACUCCAUAAAACAAUGCUGGACCUCCUCAUGCUUCCAGUAGUCUUCUAAAACUCCAUAGGAAAGCAUUAAAUGAACACUAUAGUCACCUGAACAACUUUAGCUUAAUGAAAUAGUUUUGGUGUAUAGAACAUGCCCCUGCAGGCUCACUGCUCAAUCAUCUGCCAUUUAGGAGUUAAAUCGCUUUGUUUAUGAACCCCAGUCACACCUCCCUGCAUGAUACUUGCACAGCCUUCCAUAAACACUUCCUGUAAAGAGAGCCCUAUUUAGGCUUUCUUUAUUGCAAGUUCUGUUUAAUUAAAAUGUUCUUAUUCCCUGCUAUGUUAAUAGCUUGCUAGACCCUGCAAGAGCCUCCUGUAUCUGAUUAAAGUUCAAUUUAGAGAUUGAGAUACAAUUAUUUAAGGUAAAUUACAUCUGUUUGAAAGUGAAACCAAAUUUUCUUUCAUGCAGGCUCUGUCAAUCAUAGCCAGGGGAGGUGUGGCUAGGGCUGCAUAAACAGAAAGUGAUUUAACUCCUAAAUGACAGUGAAUUGAGCAGUGAAAUUGCAAGGGAAUGAUCUAUACACUAAAACUACUUUAUUUAGCUAAAGUAAUUUAGGUGACUAUAGUGUUCCUUUCAGUACUGCUCUACUUUGUUGAAUAUGCUUGCGGCUCUCCAUACAUGCACAUUAAAUCCCCUCAUUGGCUGACGUCGAUGGAGGAGGAGGUUGGCCUAGCUACAAGGGAUAUCAGCACUGGAAUUUGGUAAGUAAAAGAAGGCCUGAAGGGUGGGCGUUGGGGCAGAGGGACACUUUACUGUUAGGAAUAUAUAUUUGUAUUCCUAAUACCAAAACAUUGCAGAUUCUACAAUACUGCACUGUUUUACAUUGCAGGAUUAAAACUACAUGAUCACUGCACCCAGGCUUCUUCAUUAGUAGUCCUUUAAGUUGUAAUUCCCUUAGUAAACACCUCUUAAUAUCUGUUUGUUUUUAGUUAGUCCAGAUAAGAUCAUCUGUAUUUCACAGCAAGAUUAUUUCAUUGUUUUAUAGAUAUGAUAUAAACAGACAUUUUCUUUGUUGCAGUAUUCAUCGAACACGUGAAGGUCCAGACUCCUCCAGCAAUGAUAGGCAGAUGCACUUUUUCGAAAGCCAUAAGGAACAGGAGAGGUGAGGACCUUUAGAAUUUUGUUAUGAGAGGGCCAAUGAAAACACAAUUUCAACAGAAGCCAACAUAAACAAAACAACCUUAAUAGAAACCAAUGAUUAAAUGUCUGUCAGUCAUAAUUCAAUGAUCUUUAAAACAGUUCUACUAUCCAACUAUAUUGUACCACAUGUUGCUUAACCUAUGGCACCUCAACUAUUACCGGGUUUGGUACUCAAACUGUUAUCCAGUACAAUGUGCCACAUUUGCCUUAAGCCUCUGUCAGUCAACAUUUGGUACUCUGUUAUUGGGUUACUUUUAUCAUAGGUUUCUGUGACUGAUAACUGCAUAUUAAAGGAUUACUAUAGGGUCAGGAACACAAACAUGUAUUCCUGACCCUAUAGUGCUAAACCCACCAUAUAGGUGGCCCAACCCCCCCCCCUCCCCCCAUUAGCGCCACUAUAAAAGUAUAAAACUCACCCUAUUUCCAGCUCUGCCCCCUUUGUGAUAUAAUUGAAAUGGCAGAUUUUUAGCUAAUCCAAUGCUUUACCAUAGAGAAAGCAUUGGAUUGUCUAAAAUCGGCACUGGGGCAGGGCCAAAUGCCGUUUUGGCUAAUCAGGAACCUCUUCAUAUAGAUACAUUGACUCAAUGCAUCUCUAUGAGGAAAAUUCAGCAUCUCCAUGCAGAGCGUGGGGAUGCUAAAUGGCAGGGCUGCUUACUGUGCAGCCCUGAGCCAGGAAGCCCCUCCAGUGGCCAUCUAAGGAGUGGCCACUUAAAGUUGUCCCUAGGGGAAAUGUAAACACUGUCUGAUCUCUGAAAAGGCAGUUUUAACUUGAAAAUGCCUGAAGGCAACUAUUACACUUCCCAAGACAACUACAUUAAGCUGUAGUUGUUCUGGUGAAUAUAGUGUCCCUUUAAUCUAGUGUCCCUUGAACUGGGAGAAUCAGAUUCCAAUCCUCGUCAGACAUCCUCACCAAUAAGGAAAACAAUAUAUCUGCCUACCUCAAUUCCUCAUAGGUUGAAAGCUUGUCUGAGCUGAGCCUUCUUCAUCUCUAAACAUCGUAUAUUAGUAAGAAGCUGUGGGAUAUGAUGCUACUAAUCCAAAAGAUUGUGGACAAAAAGAUUUAAGUGACUUCCAAUUAUGGUGCAAAGAGGCAACAAAAACCUUGUUGACUCCUAUUACCUGUGAAGAAUAUAGUCUACACAACAGAAAAAGGACUAUAAGUAAUCUUCCCCACCCAGGCUAAUAAACAUUUAUGAGAUUCUUUAAUUGUACACAUUUUGUACAGAUAUCCUGGAUAAUAUAACCUUAUAUAAGCUAUGACAAAUCCUUACAUUCCUAUCUUUGUUUCUUUGUUUUAGAAACCGUGAUUUAAAGCAGAAGGACAGGGUACCACCUCCUGCAAAGGUAAACAUUGAUUGUGAUAUUGUGAACCAAUGUUUGUAUUACUGCCAAGAUCAAUGGACCCAAAAAGAGAUUCUUCAGCCAUAUCUCCCGAGACUUGUCAAAUAUAAUCAAUUUUAUAAAAGAAAGUUCACACAUUUAGAAAUAAGGUAUAAUAGUUAACAUGACACCCUAACUGAGGGAUCGCUAGGAUUGGCUAUGCUUUCCCUAACUCUUUUGUUAACAGGUUUAUUAACUACAGUGAGAAUUUAAGGUGAAUUGAAGGUGAAUUUAAAAUUUAAAGGUCAAAGCCAAACUGGAAACAUUCUCUUAGGAAGUUAUGUUUUCCAUUUGGCUACUCUGUCCUUAAAUUUGAAAAUUCACUUUGAAUUCUCACUUUUGAAAAAUAUCCAUGUUAAAGGACCACUCUAGGCACCCAGACCACUUCAGCUUAAUGAAGUGGUCUGGGUGCCAGGUCCUUCUAGGGUUAACCCAUUUUCAGAGAAACUGCUAUGUUUAUGAAUGGGUUAAGCCUUCCCCCUGUUUCCUCUAGUGGCUGUCUCAUUGACAGCCACUAGAGGCGCUUGCGUGCUUCUCACUGUGAUUUUCACAGUGAGAGCACGCAAGCGUCCAUAGGAAAGCAUUGUAAAUGCUUUCCUAUGCGACAGGCUGAAUGCGCGCGUGCGCAUUCAGCCCAGGAGGAGGAACGGAGGAGGAGAGGAAGCAGAGAGCUCCCCGCCCAGCGCUGGAAAAAGGUAAGUUUUUAACCCUUUCCUCCUUCCAGAGCCGGGCGGGAGGGGGUUCCUGAGGGUGGGGGCACCCUCAGGGCACUAUAGUGCCAGGAAAACGAGUAUGUUUUCCUGGCACUAUAGUGGUCCUUUAAUGAAAGAGUUAGAGAGAGCAUUGCCAAUCUUAGUGAUGUUCCAGAAAAGACACUCAGUCUUAUUUACAAAAGAGAGAAGUUAAAGUGAAUUUACAAUUCAAGGCCAAAAUAGCCGAACUGGUAAAUGUCUCUGCCAUCUAACUAUGCUUGAAGUUCAACUGUUUCGGCCUAAAAUGUUAAAUUUACUUUGAAUUUACAUUGAAUUCUUACUUUAGUGAAAAACCCUGCAUGCGUCUCACACUGUUUCUGUGUACAUUUACCAUGUGGAUAACAGGUUUAAACAUGAAAAUUUUACCAAUGCAAUUAUUUUGCAAGGUUUUGUUCGAAACCCACCAUAUUAAUUUUGUUGAUUUCAUUAUUAUUUUUCACCCUAUUUCAGGAGGACACCCCUCUUGCUUGUCCCACGUCUCUGCAACUGCUUGCCAGGAAUGACUCUGUGUUUAGUAAAUUGUUCAAGUUUGACAUUCCGUUGCUUCUGUGGGACAGUCACAUGACUGAGAACAACUGGGAUGUCCUCAGCCAAAGACCAGUGCCAUAUGGCUGGAAGGAUCUGCCCCGUAAAGGUAAUCAGAUCUCAUUAUAUCACCUUACCAUACCACAAUGGUGUCAACUGCCAUGGUGGUCCAUACAAUUUCUUCAUACUGAUUCCCAGUAUACAGAAAUGUGUCUGUUUAAAGCCAAUCCUGCAGCUUAGAAAGUUAUUCUGGAUCUAUUUGCUAGUCCUUCUGCACUCUCCCCAGCCUGUUAUUCCCUGUUCUGAGGGUACUGAGAUGGUUACUUGCCCACAGUGAGAGUGAUAAGUGUGAGACUGUGACAUUUGCCGAACGCUGGUUCAUCAGAUCUCUGAAACAAAGGGUAGCCUUAUAUUUGGAAUAGAAACCUCCCACUCUUUAUGGACACACAUUGUCUUGCUCUGUCCUUUGUAUGCUCACAAUGCAAUAAACAUGGGUGCAUAAUUUAACUAAUUCAGGGAUACUGGUGGCAGCACAGUCUUUAGUGCAGAUGUCUGUAAAUUGUCAUGUUACAUUGAUUACGUUACCAGCUAUACUUUACCAGGAGAAAAACAAUGUUUUAAAAUAGUGAACCUCGAUCCCUUAGAUGUUACAGUUUGCUGUCAUGGCAAUUAGGUCUCUAAAGAUCAAAUGGCGGUAAUGAAUGUCCUACUUACUUUGUCUUGUAAGUUCUAUAAAGCCUUGUGUAGGUCCCUCCAUUUUAAAGUAGUAUUAUUUUACGGUAAACUGUGGAGUAAAAUGGUCUAAUUUUUUUUUUUUUAAUAAUUUUUUAUUUAUGGUUCAUUUUGUGUAUUUCAGUGGGUGGGGUGUGGGUUACAGAAGAGAAAGUAGGGGAAGGGUAAUGCACAGUUGUACAGUUUCUUUUCUUUUUACAUUCACACGAUCACCCGUUACAUAUGCGGAGGUAAUAAUAGCUUGUGUUGUACAUAUUCUUUUCUUAAAUUUUUUUUAAAAAAAUAGUAAUGUUCUGUUCAGUUGACCUAGAGAGCUAGGUUCUACAGUUUUCUAGGCUACUCCGAGGGUUUAUUUGUAUAGCCCCGCAUUCGUUGUGGUUGUAUAAACUAAAUAUGUAAGAGAUUGUUAGGCCACGUGUUGUUCUCUCUCUGUCAUGUUGCUCUGUCAUGUAAGGGGAAGAUGCAAACAUUUCCCUUGGUUCUGCAGAGUUGUGGGUCCUAUGGGGCGUCCAUUAUUCCCUGGGGGUGUUGGUGUUAUGGUCAUGCUUUUCCCCGUUUUCGGUAUAUCUUUGUGGUGGUGUUGUCGGUUUCCCGGUAUAUGAGUCUAUUAGCCUUCAGAGUGUCGUUAUCCUGGAGCCUGGUGGUUAGUUGGCACUUGGUGUUUUUUUGUUAUAGGGUUUUGUGUGUUUUGGGUGUGUGUACGUCAGGUGGUUGAGUUCUGAUGCCUGUUCCUGUGCAGGAGCAGGGAGGCGGUGCAGUGGGUAGAGGGUGGGUCGAGAGAUAGGGUUCCAGGGGUGGGGGGGUCCGUGGAUGGGUAGUUGGGGUACUCCACCGCACGGUGCCCCAGCCCAGUGGGUAGGGCAGGGUGAGGUGAUGUUUGGGCUUAAGGGGAGCUAUGUUGGGAAUAUGGUCUUUAGAACUAGUUAAGAAAGUAUUUGGGGUGUGUGCAAGUUGUGUUUGUAUUUACCAGGGUAGGGAGGUGUCUCCUUCUAGCCAUGGGUCCCAGACCUUGUGGAAGUGUUUGGGUGUGUCAUGGAGUUGGGAUGUGAGCUUAUCCAUUUGUAUGUUAUCCUGUAUUUUUUUUGGUGAUGCUCGUUUGUGAUGGUUUGCGGGUAGUUGACCACAGUUCCGCUAUCGCCCGUUUUGUUGCUAUGGCGAUGCGUGCACCGAGUUUGUUUUCUGCUCUGGUUAGGUUCUCUAGUGGUUUUGAGAGUAGGAGGGCCCAUGGGUCCAAUGGGUAUGGCUUGUGUAGAAUUUUUGUCAGUAGCGUGGUGACUCUGAUCCAUAGGGGUUUUAUUUUGGGACAUGUCCACCAGCAGUGGAGGAAUGUCCCUUGUUCUCCACAGAGUCUCCAGCAUGUUCUGGGUGUUGUUUUGUGGAUUAAUGCUAGGCGUUGGGGUGUGAUGUACCAGCGAAAUAGCACCUUGUAUGCUUGUUCCGCAUCUGUUACGCAUAUUGAUAUCGAGGCCGUAGCUUCCCCGAUAUCUACCCAGUCUGUGUUGUCUUCUAGGGGUCCUAGAUCUUUUUCCCAGGCUGCUAUGUAAGUUAGUGUUACUUGGGUGGGGUGGGUUGCCAGGGUCGUGCAUAUUGGGUGGUGUGUGCAUUCUUUCUAAAAUCGGGUGAGUGUGGUUGUACCGGCUUGUUGUAUUAUUGUGGUUGAUGCGAAGCUGCGUAACUGAAUAUAUCGGAAGUGGUCAAAUGUUGUCAGAGUGUCCGCGUCUUUGAUUUCCAAGUAUUUUAUUACCGCGUUGUUUUGGUACAGGUGGUUAAGUCUCACGAUGUCCCUUUGGUCGAAGUGGGCAAAGUGAACAGGGGUAAGCCCUGGUGGGAAUAGUUUGGUCCACCAUAUCGGGGUCAUUGGGGAGAGGAACGUGGACAGUUCAUAUUUGUCCAGCAGUUUAUCCCAAAGGUCCAGGGAAUGUGUGAUGGCUGAGGCGGUUGGGGGUGGUAGGGGGCAGUGUGGUUUUGGGACCCACAUGUAUAGGGAUGGAUGGUCUUUUCCAAAGAUUAUGUGUUUGAGGUCUACCCAUCUUUUGGUUUGUGGUGGGGCGUGCCAGUGUUGGAUCUGGGCUAAUUGCGCUGCUGCGUAGUAAUGUGUGAAGUUCGGUAGCCCUAGGCCUCCGUGUUUUUUGGGGACAUAAAGUAUGGUUCUGCUGACUCGGGGUUUGCGGCCAUUCCAUAUAAAUUUAUCAACCGCUGUUUGUAGGGCUUUGAGAUCUGCUUUGUGGGGUGGGAUGGGCAGCGUCUGAAAGAGGUAUAGCAGUCGGGGGAAUAGGUUCAUUUUUACAGACGCCACCCGACCUAGCCAGGACACUCCCAGUGUCGUCCACCAGUGUCGGCAUGUGCUAUGCGUAGUAACGGGGUGUAGUUCUUCACGUAUAUAGUGGUUAAGUCAGCUGGUAGCUGUAUUCCCAAGUAUGUUAUGGCUGAUGAGCAUAUUCGGAAUGGGUAUCUAUUUUUUAUGCUGGUUAGUUGUGAGUCGGAGAGUUGAAUCGGCAGGAUUUCCGUUUUGCUAAAUUCAGCUUAUAUCCUGCAACAAGUGCGUAUUCAUGUAUGGUAUCUAGGAGGGAUUCUAAUGAUUGGUCUGGGUUGGUUAGUGUCAGGAAAAUAUCGUCCGCAUAGGCAGACACAGUGUAUGGUUCACCUCUGAUAGUUACUCCUUCUAUGUGAGGAUUGGUGCGAACUGCUUGGAGUAGGGGCUCUAAGGAUAGUGCGAAUAUAAGGGGCGAUAGUGGACAGCCUUGUUGUGUGCCAUUCGAUAUUGGGAAUUUAGGUGGGGUGAUAUUGGGAAGGAGGAGGGCUCCUUGGGGGGGAGUGGUAUGUUGCUUGUAGGAAUGCAAGAAAUGUACUCGGGAAGUUCAUAUGGUCUAGCGUGCGGUAGAGAAAGGGCGUUUAGUUCGCGCAAUGUAUUUGGCUGUUUAUGGCUAGUUUCUAGUUUUCGCAGCUCAGUCAGCGUCUUUGUGAUUUGCUGUGUUUUCCUUUUUUGUGGGCUGAAGCUAAGCUAAUGAGGGUGCCUCCGAUAACUGUUUUGUGUGCAGCCCAUAGUGUUGUCGGUGAGGUUGCGGAAGGUGUGUUAGUGUCAAAAUAUUCUUUGAUGGCUUCGGCGACUGUGAGCUUAAUCUGGGUGUCGUGGAGGAGCAGCGGGUUCAGUUUCCAUGACCAUGGUCGUUUUAAGUCACGGAGGCGGAUGAUGAGCGAUAUGUCGGUGUGGUCUGACCACGAGAUGGUGCCUAUGUUGGUGCUAGAUACUUGGGGUAGUAAAUUUGGGGAGAUUAAAAAGUGGUCUGUGCGUGAGUAUGAGGUGUGUGGGUGCGAAUAGAAGGUGUAGUCCAAGGUAGAUGGGUGUUGUGCUCUCCAUAUGUCGACUAGCGUUUGUGUGGUUAAGAAUUGGGCGAAGUAGGUGUCGUUUUGGGAGGGUUGUGGGAAGUCUGCCCCCCGCGAUGAUCUAUCAAUGGCUGGAUCGUGUGCGACAUUGAAGUCUCCACCUAUUAUCAGGCAUUUGCCUGCAUAGGCUUGUAAGUGUGUGGCGUAUUGUUGCCAAAACGUGUCGUUUGGGGUGGUUGGGGCGUAUACUGAGCUUAUGGCAUAUGUAGUUGUGCCUAUUUUCCCGUCUAUUGUGACGUAGCGUCCUUGGGGGUCCAUCGUGCACUUAAUGUCCGUUACAGGGCAUGUGGAUUUCAUUAUAAUUGCGACCCCUUUCGUUUUAGUGUCCGGGGAAUUGGCCAGGUAACUCUGUUUAUAGUAGCGGUUGGUGAGGGGAAACGAUCAUGUGGUUGUGAAGUGAAUUUCUUGCAGGAGUAGUGUGUCUACGUGUUGCCAAUGUGCCCAGCGUAGUAGUCCAUGUCUUUUAAUGGGUGUGUUAAGGUCCUUGGUAUUGAUGGAGAUGCAUUUCAGGGAGAGGGGCAUUGUGAUGGUCGUUAUACUGGGUUGAGUCUGGUGUUAGUUAUAGAGUAUAGCGUGUUGGCGGGUGGGGUGGCAAUUGGGCUGGGGCGCGGGCUGGGGCUCCAUGCCACAGCGAUGGGUUGAAAGGAAGAGGUUAUGGGGUUGGAGUGGUGGUGGGGGGGAAGAGGAAAAGGGUAGGGUAGUAGUUCUAUAUGUGGGGGGCCCUAGAGGGCCGAGCUACUGGUCUUACUCGUUGCCAGUAGGUGGUGGAGUGUUUCAUCUGACCGCUCCUAAGGUGUGAGGGAUUAGAUUAGGAAGUGUGUUGGUAGGUAGUGGCGGGUAGCCGGAGUCGCGUGCAGGCCCUUUGUUUGAGUCAUUGCAAUUCCUCAUGGGGGUGUGUUCUAUUCAUUCUGUGUGCUAGUUGUUGGUGUCUCUGGCAUCGCCCUGCCCCCUCCCGCCACCCCUCCUAGAAGGUAGGCGGGUCCGGAGAGAGCAGGGAGAGGCUUUAUGUGUACGUUGCAUAAGGGUGUAGGGUGUGUGUGAGCACUGUACCCAGAAUUGUCUGUUGGUGGAUGAGUUUGGUUCGCUCCGAUGGGUGAUGGGUCUUAGUUAGUGUGUCUGUCGCCUUGUGUGUCGGUCUUCGUCAUCCCUUGGGGGUUGUGGUGUGUAGCUUCCAAUUGGGUCUCUUGUCCCUAUAUGGGAUAGAUUUAGGUCACAUGUUAAACCAUAAUAAGCAUUAACAUAUCAAAUUGUGUGCCGUUGACUAGCAUUACAAUGUCAAUACUAUUGUGUUCCCAAUGUGUUAUACAUUAUACAUAAAUCGUAAGUAACAUUAACCUAUCAAACUUUGUACCAGCGACCAGCAUUAAAAUGCCAAUUCUAUUGUGUUCCCACUUUGUUUUAUGUUGUACGUAAACAGUAAUACACAUUACCACAUCCGUCUUUGUAUCUUCAAAUAGCAUUAUUAUGUCAGUUCUGUUGUGUUCCCACUGUGUUUUGUGUUAUACCUAGGCAGUAAUAAGCGUUAUCACUUCAAAGUGUGUACCUUCAGGUAGCGUUUAAAUGUCAGUUCUGCUGUGUUCCCACUGUAUUAUACCUUGUACAUAUAUGUUGUGCAUUUGGUGUAUUUGUAUGUUUAUGACUCUCUGGUCGUAUCCCAGGGUCGGGUGAGGGAGCCUCUUUUUUAUUUAUUUUUUUCUUCCCCUCUCUCUGUUUUUUUUCUCUUUUCUGUUUGUUGUUUAAUUUCUCGGGUGCAUAGAGUUUUCCAUGUGUUAUGAGUGAUUUUAAUUUUUUUUCCUUUUUCCCUUCCCUUAUAAGUAAUUUCAAUUAAUUAUUUUUUUUCCUCUGUUUGUUGUUUCAUUUCUCGGGUGCAUGGAGUUUUACCUGGGGUUAGGGGGGCCAAGGGGGUGUUAUGAGUGCUUUUUUUUUUCUUCUUUUUUUUCCCUUUCCCUUUUAAGUAAAUUCAUUUAAUUUUUAUAUAUUUUUUUUUUUUACGCUUGUAUAGAGCGAGGGUUUACGUUUCAGGUUUGCAGUACAUUGUGGUAUUCUGCAGGUAGAGCCUUAGGGUAAUGAUGUCGCUUGUGUGUCCAGGGUAGGGAGUUCGUCCACCUUGUGGAAGCAGGUGCAGUGGGCAUUAAGGGCUCAUUCCUGCCAUGCCUACCCCUGCCUAGGUGGGCACUGUCAGUGCUUUAUCUUAUGGGAUCGAGGGUAUGCCUUGUGUGGUGAGCAUUUCCCUAUCUCGAUUUAUUUAUGGGGUCUGGUUUGCUCUGGACCUCCUGAGGAUGGGGGGAGGUUCUACUCCACCUUUGGUGGUUAUCUCUGGGGGUGGGAGGUUGAGGGGGCUAAUGAUGGACAUGGCUCCCCUUAUGUGUCGAUAUAGAUGUAAGGGGGUUAUGGGUGUUAUGUUUUCAGCGCGUAGCGCGCUUGUAUGUGUAUAUGUGGUAUGUACAUAGGAAUUAAACAUGCAUGCAACAGAAUUACAGGAAUAAAUACAGGUUAGCAUUGUGAGUAACUAUAUCUUAGCUGAUUUUCUGGUGGUGGCAAUGCUGUGCGCUGUCGAGCUGUCGGGUAUGUUAGAGUCUUAGGUGUGCUGUGUGUCAGUGUCCAUGGAGGCGUAAGCGAAUGCAGUCCAUUUCAGGAAAUCGGAGUCGUGAAGUUCUGGGCGUGCAGUGUCGGUCUGCAGGCUGGUGUUGGUUAGUCCCGGUUGGCAGGGUUCGGAUCUCCUGUCUGUGAGUGGCGUCGUUGGUGGUCCGCCUCAGCUCUUCUGGGUGGAGGUGUUCGGGCCGCGUUGGAUGCCUCUCUGUCAUUGGUGUCUGCGUGGGGUAGGCCCAGCCUCUCUGCAAAGCUUCUUGCCUCCGCGAUGUCGUGGAGUGUAUAUAUUUGGUUAUUUCUACGCACCGUGAGUUUAAAAGGGUGCCCCAACGCGUAUCGGUUCAGUCUCCGUGUGAGUUCCUGGCUAAGUGGACACAGCUCUCUUCGCUUUCGCAGGGUGCUGGGGGCCAAGUCCUGGAAGAAAAGGACCUGGUGUCCCUCUAUUUGGAGGGGUGUGUCCCAUGCGGCUCUCAUUAUGGCCUCUUUGAUGUGGUAGUAGUGGAGCCGCACAAUCACAUCUCGUGGCCUUGUCAUUCCAGGAGUGGGGGCCCAUAGUGCCCUGUGGGCGCGAUCCAGUAAAAGCUCGGCUGGAGGUGCUUUCGGGAGCAGACUGCAGAAGGUUUCCCUGAUGGUGGAUGAGAGGGACUCCAUAUCGAUUGUUUCA
Molecule: messenger RNA, 35363 nt
Organism: Pelobates cultripes (western spadefoot toad)
Lineage: Eukaryota; Metazoa; Chordata; Amphibia; Anura; Pelobatidae
Source: the annotation of a GenBank genome assembly